GUAAGUCGACGAAGACCAAAACACAAGUAAUUCCAGUUCACCAAGUGGGUGAGCUUCGUCUCAUGUUCCGAUUUCUUUUUCAGUCAGUACUUUCUCUUCUUCCCGCCUAUAUAAGCCGUGAGACCCUAACAACUCUCCGCAAAUUACUCAACUCAAUACUCUUUCCUUUUCACUUCUUAAUCUUCAUGGCUCAACCUCAGCCACAGCCUCAAAUUCAACUUCAGUCCCAUGAUCCUCCACCCUUCAACCCAUUACAGCCCUCCGUUCCGAUCUCCUAUCCGAUUAAAACCCUCAAGGACCUUGCCUCUCGCGCUUACUUUGACUCCUUUCACUACCCUUUUAACAAGUCCACUGUUUCUCUUCAGAACGCUGCGUUUGAGCUCCCUAACCGGCCCAGGAUCUUGGUUUGCCAUGAUAUGCAAGGUGGUUACGUGGACGAUAAGUGGGUCCAAGGUGGAAGUAACGCUGACGCCUACGCCAUCUGGCAUUGGUACUUGAUGGAUGUUUUUGUUUAUUUUUCACAUAAUUUGGUCACCUUGCCACCUCCUUGUUGGACUAAUACAGCUCAUAGACAUGGCGUUAAGGUACUAGGGACCUUUAUCUUGGAAUGGGAUGAAGGAAGGACUAUAGCCAAUGAAUUGCUCUCAACAAAGGAGUCUGCUCACUUGUAUGCUGAGAGAUUGGCAGAGCUUGUUUCUGCUUUAGGGUUUGAUGGGUGGCUGCUUAAUAUGGAGAUUGAAUUGGAUGUAAAGCAAAUACCUAAUAUGAAAGAAUUUAUCAGCCAUUUAACACAAACUAUGCACUCCUUAGUGCAGGGAUCUUUGGUCAUCUGGUAUGAUAGUGUUACAAUUGAUGGGGAUCUUCAAUGGCAAAAUCAACUGAAUGAAAAAAAUAAGCCUUUCUUUGAUAUCUGUGACGGCAUAUUUGUAAACUAUACAUGGGAGGAAAAUUACCCAAAGCUUUCAGCAGCUGUUGCUCGUGAUAGAAAGUAUGAUGUCUACAUGGGAAUAGAUGUAUUUGGAAGGAACACCUAUGGUGGUGGAAAAUGGAACACAAAUGUUGCACUUGAUUUGCUAAGGAAGGAUGAUGUGUCAGCUGCCAUAUUUGCUCCUGGAUGGGUCUAUGAGACUAAGCAACCACCUGAUUUUGAGACUGCCCAAAAUCGCUGGUGGUCCCUUGUUGAGAAAUCAUGGGGAAUUCUACAAAAGUAUCAGAAAGCUUUGCCAUUCUACACAAACUUUGAUCAGGGACGUGGUUUUCAUAUUUCUAUUGAGGGAAGGCAAGUAUCAAAUGCUUCUUGGAAUAACAUUUCUUCUCAAAGCUUUCAGCCUUUUCUUGGGUUUAAUGAUGAUCCAAAUUCUGAUACCGUUCAAGUCCUAGUCGACUUCAAAGAAGCAUCUUAUAGCGGAGGAGCGAACCUCACAUUUAAGGGAACUCUUGAAAGCGAUGCCCAGUUCACUGCAAGGCUUUUUGAAGGAGAGCUUCUUUCGGGGGAUUCACCUGUUCACGUCUCAUAUUCUGUGAAAUCAAAAGAAAAUUCUCUACUGGGCCUCAUUAUGGAGUUCUCUUCUCCCACAGAAGGAAGAAAGUUAGUUCCUAUUACGGCUGAGGGAACGGAUCAAUUCUUAGGCAAAUUCAGUCAUAUCAUUGUGCUUGAUCAAGUUCAAAAUGCUUCAGGAUGGUCCAUACUGGAGGGUGAGAUUGAAAUGAAUGGAUACACAAUAACGGGAAUUAGAGCUAUAUGUUACAGGCCAGAUCCUGUAGAUUUAGCUCAUGGUCCGGCACAAUAUUUUGCAAUGCUUGGUCAUGUCACGGUUAAAACUGCUGGACAGAGUUCAUACUUCCCUCCAUCUAGUUCUUGGCUUGUCAAGGGUGAAUAUAUCAAGUGGACUUCAGGUUCUGAGGGUUCCAAAAUUCUGAGUAUCAAGAUCAGUUGGGGAUUAUUGGUGAGAAUAUUCUUGCACUUCCCAAAGUAUAAUGUCUAUGUCGAGAAACUAGCAGGGAAAACUUUUCUAAAUCGAAGUGGAAGACAAGAAACGACGUACGAGUAUCUCGGGGCUGCAUACGUGCAAGCCUUUUAUGUUUCUAACCUUACCGUUCCUUCUGGAGUCGACAGUCUUAAGUUCAUUAUUCAAGCAUGUGAUGACACCGGAUCGAUCCAGAAGCUGGAUGAUUCUCCAUUUUUUCAGCUUGAUGUUUGAUUAGUACUAAGGCUAAUGCAAUGCUUCCGUUGCAUACGUACUAUUUGUCCCUGACAAGGUUUGACUGAUAUUUGCUUGUGUUUACCAACUAUUAUAUCAUAAAAAUAAAUUUUACCAUGAAUAAAUUUCUCUUUGCAAAA
Molecule: messenger RNA, 2341 nt
Organism: Mangifera indica (mango)
Lineage: Eukaryota; Viridiplantae; Streptophyta; Magnoliopsida; Sapindales; Anacardiaceae
Product: cytosolic endo-beta-N-acetylglucosaminidase 1-like
Exons: 11
Coding region: 63-2201 (712 amino acids)
Biological process (GO): protein deglycosylation
Cellular component (GO): cytoplasm
Molecular function (GO): mannosyl-glycoprotein endo-beta-N-acetylglucosaminidase activity
Source: RefSeq, a predicted model, not a curated record